Molecule: messenger RNA, 2628 nt
Organism: Gorilla gorilla gorilla (western lowland gorilla)
Lineage: Eukaryota; Metazoa; Chordata; Mammalia; Primates; Hominidae
Product: putative cystatin-9-like protein CST9LP1
Exons: 2
Coding region: 65-511 (148 amino acids)
Biological process (GO): antimicrobial humoral response
Molecular function (GO): cysteine-type endopeptidase inhibitor activity
Source: RefSeq, a predicted model, not a curated record
UAGGUUCCUGUGGGAGUCCAGGCUGAGAAGGCUGGAGGGCGGAGUGCUUCCUGUGCCCUGCGCCAUGUGGAGUCUGCCGCGGAGCAGGGCUCUGUCCUGGGCACCACUGCUGCUUCUCUUCAGCUUCCAGUUCCCGGUUACCUAUGCUUGGCGUUUCCAAGAGGAAGAGGAGUGGAAUGACCAAAAACAAAUCACUGUUUAUCUCCCUCCCACCCUGGAGUUUGCCAUGUACACAUUCAACAAGCAGAGCAAGGACUGGUAUGCCUACAAACUGGUGCGUGUCCUGGAUUCCUGGAAGGAGCAGGGUUAUGAUAAGAUGACAUUCUCCAUGAAUCUGCAACUGGGCAGAACCAUGUGUGGGAAAUUUGAAGAUGACAUUGACAACUGCCCUUUUCAAGAGAGCCCAGAGCUGAACAAUGUAAGACAAGACACCAGCUUCCCUCCUGGAUACAGCUGUGGAUGCCGCAUGGGGUGUGGUGUGGACACCGGUGCAGCUGACAAAGAGACUUAGAGGAGUGAGCCUGCAGCAGCCUCUACCAGGCUACCUUGCUUGUGCCUUAGUGGCGAGCACACAGGGGCAGGCAGCCAGGGGUCCACUUGCAGUCUCCUGGCCAAUUUGAGUUUUCCUGACUCUGCCAUGUCACGCCACUACAGCUGCUUGUACCCAGGGCACAUGGCCUUCAGACUGCUCUUGCCCCCUGGGGUCCUAGUCUCCAAGGCCUGAGUAGAGACUGUCCCCUCUCUGGUCUUCCUCCCCAGCCUUCCUCUGCCUUUUGAAGAAAGAGCCUCGUGGGGAUCUGACAUCACCUCUCUCUGAGUGUGCAGUUCUCAGGGUCCCCCUCCCCUAAUCCAGAGCCUGAGGCAGGUGGAGGCUGAGGAGGGACCCCACUGCCCUCCCUCCCUGGUCCUGUCCUGGCUCCUGCUGAGCUGCAGUACCUGCUCUGGGGACAAGGACAUAAUGAACCCUGACACUGCACAACACAUCUAGCAUUACUCCAUCCCCUUAUCAGAGGAUUAGUUAAUAGGUUAAGUACUUGUUUAAAUCUGAGAGCAGCUCCCUCUGGAAUGGAGUGUGCCAUGCUGUUCUUGGAGGAUGAAAGACACUAGACAGCCUGGGUUUCCCCUGGAGGCUGCUGGCUGGGGUGGAGGGUGCUACUACAGGUGUUCCUUGGUCAGGAGGGAGCCACAGAUCACCCUGAAAGUCUGGAACAGCCCAGAACUCAGGCUGGAGGGCCACACUUGGGGUCCAGAGCCCAGCCCUGGGAAUGGGCAAGAUUGAGAUGGAACCUGUGUUGAUAGCAGAAGCCACAAGCUUCUGCGUCCCAAGCCCCCACACACUGUCCCUUCCUGUGCUUGCUCCCUCAGACCUGCACCUGCUUCUUCACCAUUGGAAUAGAGCCCUGGAGGACACGGUUUGACCUCUGGAACAAGACGUGCUCAGGCGGGCAUUCCUGAGUGGGUCCUAGCCACGGGAAUGGCCACCUGCUGUCCUCUCCUUUCCAGCACGUCGGCAGUUCCUCAACAUGGCCCUUCAGUGCCUGAGCAGCUCUGUGCUUGUGUGUUCUUACUUUCCAUGUGUUAGGAGUUCAUGCUCAGGUAUUUUAGAAAUUCUUCAUUGUCUAAAUUCAUCAUGUAGUAUACAUCUUAACAAUUAGCAUUUUAAGAAGCUUUGUGUGCCAUGAUUCUGGAGGAAGGGGCUUGGGCAGUUGAUGGAGUUAUUCUCAGCAGGGCAACCUCCUGGGCUCUCAGGGGUAAGUUUUUCUCCCUUGUUGGGCCUCCUGAGCCACUUCCAGAGGCACAGGUAAGGUGCGUCUGAGCUGCUAUCUCAGGGCCCCUUGCAGGCUGCAGAGGGGCAGUGAGGGUGGCCUCCCAGGGUAUCAGAUGUGCACAUGGAGCAGGACAGGGACUCGGGAUCCCACAUAACAAAUGUGACAUUGGCACUAAUGCUCAGGGUGCACGUAUACCUAGUGUGUUAGCUGAGAAUAGCCAGCAGCUAUGGACACCCUGUCCACAUCUCCCAGAUCAGGCUCCAGCAUGUAUUUUCUGUAAAGAUUUAAGGAGUAACUAUUUUGAUCUUUGUAGGCCAUAUAGUCUAUAUAGUCACUUUCUCAGCUACCCAGCACAGCCUUUGUAAGUUGAAAGCAGCCAUAGGCAAUGCAUAAACAAAUAAGAGCAGUCCUGUCCCAACAAGACUUUGUUUACACAUGGAGACAACCAGACUGGGCUGCAUUUGGUCCUCGGGCCAUGGUUGCCAACUCCUAAGGUCAAGUCUGAGAGCCACGCUCCAUCUUCAGAAGCGAGGCAGGUGAAUGUCCCAGUCUCCCAGCCUCCUGGCACCCGAUUCAGAGUGUGUGUCACAUGGGUCUCAGAGCUCCCCAGCAGGAUAAACACCCCCGACCCCAGCGUAACCCAUUGAUAACAGACACAUUGUGUUUCCCCUUCUCUGUCUCCCUUUCUCACAUGUGCCUCCUGGGAUCAUCUCCAAAUAAACUACCUGCACCCACCAGUCUGCGUUUCAGGGUCAGCCUGGGGGGACCCAACACAGACCUGUGGUGCGUUUGGACCAUCGUCUUGGGACGUAUCCUCCAUAGACGUGCUGGGAGGGUGGUCCCUAGAUCAUGGGCAUUC